Messenger RNA from Pelodiscus sinensis (Chinese soft-shelled turtle), 2100 nucleotides. It is a transcript of the gene ECHDC3, whose product is annotated as enoyl-CoA hydratase domain containing 3. NCBI's taxonomy places the organism in Eukaryota, Metazoa, Chordata, Testudines, Trionychidae. Gene Ontology annotation, cellular component: mitochondrion. Gene Ontology annotation, molecular function: hydro-lyase activity. The record is from RefSeq and is a predicted model, not a curated record.
UGUUGGCAUCUGCAGGAUUUCUGGACAAGCUCCAUGCACAUGGGGAUCAAUAGGAUACCCUAACUGAACAUACUUAGAGAUUACUUAUCCAGAGAUUGGUGGGUGAGAUUCUAUGGCCUGUGUGAUGCAGGAGGUCAGAUGAGAUUAUCAUAAUGGCCUUAAAAUCUAGAACCUUAAUUGCUGUGAUGGAAUAAAUGGAGAGAAGUCAUCUUUCAAGUAUGUGGCUUCAGAAAAUAUAAUGCAUGCCUUUAAUUGCAACGAGCACUGAAGGCAGUCUGUACAAAUAUCAGACAGUAGACUGUUGUUAUAGCCUUUCACCUCUAUUUCUGGUGGCCCAUCCUUUUUUGCUGUUUCUUUGCUAAACAGCCUAGAGACAGGAUCUGCCUUUACAGAAGUAUAUUAGGCUGAUUUGUUCUUUUCAGGAUUAUGGGCAUUUUAUCUGUCUUUUAAUUUGUGAAACAUGCACUGUGACUGGCUGUUCUCAUAAAAAACAAAAUGUUUACCUUUAAUGGAUAUGUGCUAGAUGGAUGACACAUUCCGUUAACAAGCAUAUGAUUCACAGUUUUCAGACUGAAGACAAAAAUCCACUGUAUGUAGGUGCAAAUGUCCCCAGACACAUUAUCUUGAAUAACCCUAAGAAGAGAAAUGCUUUGUCACUCUCUAUGCUGAAGUGUCUCCGUGAUGAUAUUCUGCAUGAUAUGGAAAGCAAAGCUCUCAGAGUUAUCAUCAUUUCAGCUGAAGGACCUGUGUUUUCUGCUGGCCACGAUUUAAAGGAAUUGUCUUUUGAACAGGACACCAAGUACCUCAGAGACGUAUUUGAGACCUGUGCUGAGGUCAUGACUCUGCUCCAGAAGCUCCCUGUACCAGUGAUUGCCAAAGUAAAUGGCUUGGCUACAGCAGCAGGCUGCCAGCUGGUGGCAAGCUGUGACAUUGCAGUAGCAAGUGAGAAAUCCAGGUUUGCUACACCCGGAGUCAACAUCGGGCUAUUCUGCUCCACACCAGCUGUGGCCGUAGGGAGAGCCCUUCCUAGAAAGGUUGCAUUAGAGAUGCUGUUCACAGGAGAGCCUAUUUCUGCCCAUGAUGCUUUGCUGCAUGGACUUCUCAGCCGGGUGGUACCAGAAGACAAGCUGGAAGAGGAGACCAUGAAAAUUGCAUGCAAAAUAUGUGAAACCAGCAGGUCUGUUGUGGCACUGGGGAAAGCCACCUUUUACAGACAGAUGGCUCUGGACCUUGAUGCUGCCUACAGAAUGACCUCACAGAUCAUGGUGGACAAUCUAACCCUGAAGGAUGGACAAGAGGGAAUAGAGGCCUUUAUUCAGAAACGCAAGCCUGUCUGGUCACAUACCGUGGACAGAGCUUGCAAAUGAGUUCAAGGAAAAUUCAUCUAAUUUCUAUGCUCAAGCUUACCUAAUCCAUACCACUGUCUUCUCUAUGAAAAUCCCAGGGAGUGUGUUUUUGGUGUAACCCUUGGGAGGAGGAUAGCCGUGGGUGAUGGUGAUGAGGAAGAUAAUGGCUAACAUUUCAGGUUGUUCUUCAAGGGAUACCAACAAUCAUAUUACAAGGUUUCUGAGCACACCAUUAAAUGAAGUAAAUCAAAUUUAAUCAGCCUUUUCGGAAUGCAGACUCAGGUCAGCACUUUCAGAAGGGCUCAGUUCUACCUGGUGCUAUAAUCAUUGUAACAUAUUCCUGGCUACUUGGUAUUUCACAGACAUUGUGGGGACAGAGCUUAGCUCCUCCUAUUCUGAAAGAAUAGGCCCCCUACUCCUUGAGCCAAGUGAGAAUCUCCAUUAGUUAUUAAGGGAGAGCCUAUGACACACAGCUAAAGGAUUUAGAUUCAUCCUAGCGGGGGGAAUUGUACAUGUACACAUAUAGAGUUAAUUACAGUAUGAAUUUAUAGUUAUGAUCUAUACAGAAGCCAGCUAGAGUCCUUUCUAUAGGUAGUUCUGUACCAGCAAAGUCAUUAAUCGAUUUCCCUCAGCCAAUGUAUAAUUAUUUCCUUCAGUUCAUCUUCUAGUGCCUUGUCUGUUCUAGUUUUACAUAAAUAUCACAGUCAUGGAAUUGGCACCGUUUGAGUUCAUAAAAUUAAGAUUUGCUCUAUAA